Thlaspi arvense is the source of this 1858-nucleotide messenger RNA. NCBI's taxonomy places the organism in Eukaryota, Viridiplantae, Streptophyta, Magnoliopsida, Brassicales, Brassicaceae. The record is from the annotation of a GenBank genome assembly.
AGAUUUUCAAACCAGUCUGCAAUUUCAAAACCUAACGAAUUUCGACUCUAUCGCUCGGAUUUUUAGGUUGCGUCAAACAUUUCUCGCCAUAUUCGUAACUCAAAAACCUUUCUUAAGCCACUCUCUUCGUUAAUCUGUCUCUCCGCGUUCAAGAAUCGAGCUAGAAACCUUUCGGAUGUUCAUCUGAGAUUACUAUUUCGAGAAAUGAUGUUUGGCAGAGGGGAAUCGAAACAGAGCUGUUCCAGAGGGUUGAGUCAGAGAUUGAAGGAAGAUAUGAUAAGCUCUUUACCUGAUCCUCUGAUAAGCCAAAUCCUUUCUCAUCUUCCCACAAAGGAAGCUGUUUGCACAAGCGUUUUAUCCACCAGAUGGAAAAGUCUCUGGCUUUGGGUUCCUGAAUUGGACCUAGACUUCUACCAAUUCCCAGAUUUCAAUGCCUUUGUGAGUUUUGGCCACAGGGUUUUCGAUUCCAACAGGGUUUCAUUUAUACGCAAAGUCAAGUUAGAUGUUGAAGACGGUGUAAAUGCUGAUGAGUCCUAUAAUCUCAAGUCGUGGAUCGAUUCUGCAGUUAACCGGAAGAUUCAGCAUCUUGAUGUUCGUUCUCCUGAAGUUGAUUACUUUUAUCAAAUGCCCAUAAGCCUUUACAUCUGUGAGACGCUUGUGUUCUUGAAAAUCCAGUGGGUAUCCUUGCCUGAUGCAGAGCUUUUCUUCUCCUUGCCUUGUCUCAAGACUAUGCAUCUGAUAAAAGUACAGUAUCCCAAUGAAGCAGCUUUAGAGACACUUGUCUCGUCCUGUCCUGUCUUGGAAGAGUUGGAGAUCUCUUUAGCUAGGAACGACGCAGAACUCUUACGGGUACAGUCUCGGUCACUGAAGAGUCUCACUUUCAUACGAGUUUCUCCUUUCCAGUUUCAGUCUGAUUCUGUUUCGGGAGUUGUGGUUGAUGCUCCGCUGCUACGGUUUCUGAGCAUCUAUGAUUACGAAUCAGAUAGCUUUCAUGUAAACAACUUGGAGUCCAAUAUUGCCAAGUUAGAGAUUGUUGUCAACUUUGGUUUGGAGCCUUUUGAUGAAGCAAGUGUUUCAGCAAGGAGAAGGAGAUGUCGCAUCCGCAGUUUUCUUCCAGGGAUCUUGAGGGUUAGAGAUAUGAAGAUAGAUGCAGGCACUUUCAAGGUGAUUCAUGAGUACACCAAAUUAGAACCGCGGCCUCAAUUUCGUUGCAUGUCACGACUGUUUGUUACUAUCUGUGUAUCCGAUUUGAAAUGUUUACCAACCUUUCUUGAGAGCUGCCCGAACUUGAAAUCCCUCGUUUUGGCAAUAGAUGAUUAUGGAGAGAUGAGUUGUGAGGAGAUGGAUCAAAUUAGUGGUUAUUCAUCUGUUCCUGAGUGUUUUUUGCAGUCGCUUGAGUUUGUUGAUUUCGUUACGCCAAUCUCUGGAUAUGCUGCAGAAAUGAAGCUGGUUAAGUAUUUCCUAGAGAAUUCAGCAGUGCUCAAGACACUCACGCUACAUGUCAACCAUGAUGGUUCGAUAGACUAUGAGAAGCUCCUCAAGAUUCCAAGAGGCUCUUCCACGUGUCAAGUCGUCCUCAUAUGAUUGUUAAAGCUCAGAUAGAACAUGUGAAAUAGCAUAUGCUUCGUCGGUGCGUUUGUGAUUUUUGGUAAUAGUAAUACUAAUACUCAAUUCAUCUUCUUCGGUGCUUGCAUUUGUGCAUCCGUCGCGUUUGUGACAGUAUUUUAAAUUAAUGUAUUUUCCUCAGAAUGAUAUGAUAUAUAUGAACAUUUGUGCGCCAAUACUUUAUGUUCCGUGUUGACAUUAGCUUGUUUUUUUAGGAUAUGAAAGUCUUGUAAAUUUGGUAUUCAACCAUUUU